CAAUGAGUGAGAUUUUGAUAAAUCGCAUAAAAGUUGCAUGAAAAUUGAAAAAAAAAGUUAAUAAUGGAGAUAAAUAUUUUUCAAUGUUUCAUAUAGACGGGAAAAAAAUCCUGAGGGAUGUUAGUAUCCUCCUAGGUUGAAUUAGUGAAACAGAUGAGACAAUGGAUGUAGUAUCGCCCGCUCUCCCCAAUCUCCUCCCUUCCAACAAGUUUUCCCUCAAAACCGAACGCCAGAUUCAAUUGCCCCCACGAUUUCUAAAACAAUGCCCCAAAACUCCCACCGCCAAACCCAUUUCCAGCAACCCCGGUACUGGCACUACCUCCGAUAUCUUGCGCUUAAUGGAUAGCCUUUCCAUUCCCAUCCCCCCUGAUAUCUACGCCUCCCUUAUCAAAGAAUGCACCCUCUCCCGCCAUUCCGUUAGGGCUCUCCAGUUACAUAACCACAUCAGACACAGACGUAUCAAGCUUUCCUUGCCUUUGCUUAACCGCCUCCUCCUCAUGCAUGUCUCCUGCGGUCACUUGGAGAUUGCACGUCAGGUGUUCGAUCAAAUGUUUCUUAGGGAUUUCAACUCUUGGGCUAUCAUGAUUGUUGCGUGUCUCCAAGCUGGUGAUUCCGAACAGGCCAUUUCUUACUUCGUGCUUAUGGAACGUUGUAGUAGUUUGUUCAAAUUCCCCGCUUGGAUCAUUACAUGCCUUCUCAAAUCAUGCGUUUUGACAAAGAAUAUGGAGUUAGGGAAGCAGGUUCAUGGACAGUUACUCAAGUUGGGUGUCAUCGAUGAUUUGUCUUUAUCCGGCUCCUUAAUCAACUUCUAUGGAAACUUCAAGUGCCUAGAUGAUGCCAACGUUGUCUUUAAUCAAUCCUCACGGCGUAACACUGUGACAUGGACAGCGAAAAUGGUUAAUAGUUGCAGGGAAAAUCAAUUCCAUAAGGUGUUUGAUGAUUUUACUGAGAUGGGCAGACAGGGUAUUAAGAAAAACAGCUUCACCUUUUCAAGUGUUCUAAAGGCAUGUGCCGGGAUGGAUGACGAAGGGAUGUCGGGUCGACAGGUUCACGCCAUUGCUAUCAAGCUUGGGUUGGAAUGUGAAGCUUUCGUUCAAUGCGGGUUGAUCGACAUGUAUGGGAAAUGCGGAUUGGUGAGAGAUGCUGAGAAGGCAUUUAAAGUUGCGGGUGAUGAAAGAAACAUAGCUUGUUGGAACGCCAUGAUCAUGGGUUAUGUGCAUAAUAAGUUGUGUAUUCAGGCCAUUAAGCUUCUGUAUGGAAUGAAAGAAGCUGGGCUGGAGGUUCAAGAAUCACUGAUCAAUGAUGUUAGGAUCGCUUGUGGUAAUAGGGAACUUGAACAUGGCAAACAUAGUUGAAUCACCAACCACUAUAUAAUUGCGAGUUUCAUAAGAGUCAAUGGGUGGGGAUUCAUGCCAAAGGGUUUAAGGGAUGGGUUUCGAGUCUUGUGAACAAUAAGGAAAACAGGAAGCUUUUCUCCCUCUUGAAACAGAUGUGACGUCUGGAUAAUAGGGCUCUUAGACCAAAAAAAAAAAUAGCAGGGAGUGAAUAUUUUAUGUAUAUAGUAAAUCAAAAUUAAUAUUUUAUGUGUACAAUUAUGCAAUCUCAAAGUUCUCAUUUUGCAUAUUCA
Gossypium raimondii (Peruvian cotton) is the source of this 1627-nucleotide messenger RNA. Its product is annotated as pentatricopeptide repeat-containing protein At1g31790. Gene Ontology annotation, molecular function: RNA binding; protein binding. Bases 162 to 1355 code for a protein of 397 amino acids. Lineage: Eukaryota; Viridiplantae; Streptophyta; Magnoliopsida; Malvales; Malvaceae. The record is from RefSeq and is a predicted model, not a curated record. The transcript has a single exon. Gene Ontology annotation, biological process: RNA modification.